AACACGUGUGGUGGUGGUGGGGUGGUGGUUGGUUAGGUUCUUCGAUCAAUAUCACGUUUGGUAAACAAAAUACGAAGAAAUAUAAUUUGAAGAAUAUUUCUAAUAAAUUUGUUUAACUUUGCUGUUUGUAGUACCAUGCCAGACAUUGAAAUGACGGAAAGAGUUCCUGAAAAUGGUUCUGAUGCAGAUUCAGAUAAUUUGAACAGCGUAGAUAGUGAUUCGAAUGGCCCCAAAAACAGCAUCACUAAAAAGAAGACAAGAAAGCGGGGGAUUGUAUAUCUAUCCACGAUUCCACCUUACAUGAAUGUUGCAAAGGUCCGAGAAAUAUUUAGUCAGUAUGGAGACGUUGGAAGGAUAUUUCUACAACCUAGUGGGAAACCCGGUGAAAAAAGAAAACGUGUGGCAAACCAGUUCACGGAGGGCUGGGUGGAGUUCCAAAAGAAGAAAGUAGCAAAACAGGUUGCCGCUAAUCUGAACAAUACCAAAAUUGGCACUAGAAAAAGAUCCCGUUACUUUGACAUGAUCUGGAACAUAAAGUACAUUCCUAGAUUUAAAUGGAUACACUUAAGUGAGAGACUGGCUUAUGAAAGAGCAGCUAUGAAGCAGAGACUUAGAGCUGAAAUAGCCCAAGCUAAGAAGGAAGCCCACUACCUACAGACUAAUGUUGAAAGGAGUAAGAAACUUAAAAAGAAGCAAACUGUUACAGAAUAAAACCAUAAUAAAACAACUGAUGAGUA
Messenger RNA from Plutella xylostella (diamondback moth), 737 nucleotides. RefSeq lists its product as uncharacterized. NCBI's taxonomy places the organism in Eukaryota, Metazoa, Arthropoda, Insecta, Lepidoptera, Plutellidae. Gene Ontology annotation, cellular component: nucleolus. Gene Ontology annotation, biological process: small-subunit processome assembly; endonucleolytic cleavage in ITS1 to separate SSU-rRNA from 5.8S rRNA and LSU-rRNA from tricistronic rRNA transcript (SSU-rRNA, 5.8S rRNA, LSU-rRNA); endonucleolytic cleavage in 5'-ETS of tricistronic rRNA transcript (SSU-rRNA, 5.8S rRNA, LSU-rRNA). Gene Ontology annotation, molecular function: RNA binding. The record is from RefSeq and is a predicted model, not a curated record.